Chlorocebus sabaeus (green monkey) is the source of this 1663-nucleotide messenger RNA. It is a transcript of the gene UQCRFS1, whose product is annotated as ubiquinol-cytochrome c reductase, Rieske iron-sulfur polypeptide 1. The record is from RefSeq and is a predicted model, not a curated record. Lineage: Eukaryota; Metazoa; Chordata; Mammalia; Primates; Cercopithecidae. Gene Ontology annotation, cellular component: membrane. Gene Ontology annotation, molecular function: quinol-cytochrome-c reductase activity; 2 iron, 2 sulfur cluster binding.
GUAGGUAUAAUAAAACACAAAACCAAAUACACUUGCUUAAUAAACAUAAUCCAUUAGCAUUAUCGAGUUUUGCACAGAUGCCUCUGGCCUUUUUGCUGUUGUUGCUGUUAGACGAAGAUAAUAAAAAUCAUCAUAGUAAAAACAUAGCGAUUACUAUAUGCUGGACUUUGUCCUAGUUGAGAUAUAUUACCAUCCUAAGUUAAACUAUAAUCGUUUAUUGUUAUCUUUAGGUCUUCCUAGAUGAAAUUUUUACUCUAAAGGAUCGUAAAGUCGGCCCAUCGGACGUCACUGGGGUCCCCUGUUCAGCCCUGUCUUUCUUCUGGGCAUCUCUCCGGACACAGACCAAGUGGCACCCGGACUGACAGGUGGGCCGAAAGCCCCGCCCCCAGCGAGGGGUAGCCGCGUUCCCCGGCGCAGCGCCUCUACAGGUUUGCCCCGCCCUGCAGGACUUACUUUCCGGCGGCGCGCUGACGCCACGCGUCCCGCGCCUCUUCGCGCCUGCGCCGUGGUUGGAAGGUCGUCUCUGUGACCGGCUUGGGGGUUGGAUCAGCUGUCGCCAUGUUGUCGGUCGCAGCCCGCUCGGGCCCGUUCGCGCCCGUCCUGUCGGCCACGUCCCGCGGGGUGGCGGGCGCGCUGCGGCCCUUGGUGCAGGCCACGGUGCCCGCCACCCCGGAGCCGCCUGUGCUGGACCUGAAGCGGCCCUUCCUCAGCCGGGAGUCGCUGAGCGGCCAGGCCGUGCGCCGGCCUUUGGUCGCCUCCGUGGGCCUCAAUGUCCCUGCUUCUGUUUGUUAUUCCCACACAGACGUCAAGGUGCCUGACUUCUAUGACUACCGCCGCCUUGAAGUUUUAGAUAGUACGAAGUCUUCCAGAGAGAGCAGCGAGGCUAGGAAAGGUUUCUCCUAUUUGGUAACUGCAGUAACUACUGUAGGUGUUGCAUAUGCUGCCAAGAAUGUCGUCACCCAGUUCAUUUCUAGCAUGAGUGCUUCUGCUGAUGUGUUGGCCAUGGCGAAAAUCGAAAUCAACUUAUCCGAUAUUCCAGAAGGCAAGAACAUGGCUUUCAAGUGGAGAGGCAAACCCCUGUUUGUGCGUCAUAGAACCCAGAAGGAAAUUGAGCAGGAAGCUGCAGUUGAAUUGUCCCAGUUGAGGGACCCACAGCAUGAUCUAGAUCGAGUAAAGAAACCUGAAUGGGUUAUCCUGAUAGGCGUUUGCACUCAUCUUGGUUGUGUACCCAUUGCAAAUGCAGGAGAUUUUGGUGGUUAUUACUGCCCUUGCCAUGGGUCACAUUAUGAUGCAUCUGGCAGGAUCAGAUUGGGCCCUGCUCCUCUCAACCUUGAAGUCCCCCCAUAUGAGUUCACCAGGGAUGAUAUGGUGGUUGUUGGUUAGAGACUUGGACUCAAGUCAUAGGCUUCUUUCAGUCUUUAUGUCACCUUAGAAGACUUAUUUGAGAGCAAGCCUUCUGUACCUGAAGUUGAUUUGAAAUAUGUAAGAACUGAUGAUGUGUUUGCAACAUUAAUGUGAAGUAAAUUGAAUUUAAUGUUGAAUACUUUCAAGCAUUCACUUAAUAAAGCCACUGUUAAGCAUUGUUGUGCUCAGUUAUACACUUGAAAGGUACAAUGUCUUUUAGCUAAUUCUAAUUAAAAAUUACAGACUGGUGUACAAUAUA